UGGUCCGUGUCUACCCCCCCACACACCUCCACCCUCCAGCAGGACCACCAUGGCGGAACUGUGCCCCCUAGCCGAGGAGCUGUCGUGCUCCAUCUGUCUGGAGCCCUUCAAGUUGCCGGUCACCACCCCGUGUGGCCACAACUUCUGCGGGUCGUGCCUGGACGGGACCUGGGCGGCCCAGGGGGCUCCGUACAGCUGCCCGCAGUGCCGUGCCGUCUACCGCUCCCGUCCGCAGCUGCAGAAAAACACGGUGCUGUGCGCCAUCGUGGAGCAGUUCCUGCAGGCUGAGGUGGCCCAGGAAGUGGUCCCCGACGGUUGGACGCCCCCCUGCCGCCGCACGGAGGCCGCCCGCGUGGCCUGUGAUCUGUGCCUGAAGGAGGCGGCGGUCAAGACCUGCCUCGUGUGCAUGGCCUCCUUCUGCUCCGAGCACCUGCGGCCGCACCUCGACAGCCCCGCUUUCCGCGACCACACGCUGCAGCCGCCCAUCUGCAACCUGAUGAACCGAAAAUGCCCGCAGCACAACCGUCUGCGGGAACUCUUCUGCCCCCAGCACAGCCAGUGCAUCUGUCACAUCUGCCUGGUGGAGCACAAGGCCUGCUCGCCUGUGACCCUGAGCCAGGCCAGCGCCGACCUGGAGGCCAAGCUGAGGAGUAAACUGGCCGUCAUCCAUGGCCAGAUCAACGGCGCAGGGGUGGCACUGGAGGACGUGCGAGCCCGGCAGCAGAUAGUGCAGGAGGCUGCACGGAAGAAGCUGGAGCAGAUUAGUCUAGAAUACGUGGAAAUGAAGGCUCUGCUGGAUGCCUCGGAAGCCAGCUCAACACGAAAGAUCAAGGAAGAGGAGAAGAGGGUCAACAACAAGCUGGACUCCAUCUACCAGAUCCUUCUCAAGAAGCAGAACGAGAUCAAGGCUGCCAAGGAGGAGAUCGAGCACGCUCUGACCAAGGAGGAUGAGUUUGAGCUUCUGGAGAAAUCGGGAAAGCUGCAAGCAUUGAGCACCAAGUCGGUCUACGUGCCGAAGGUGGAGCUGAACCAGGAGCUGGUGAAGGAGGUGUGCCAGAGCUCCUCGGAACUCAAACACCAGCUGAAGCAGUGCCUCAAGCAGCAGCAAGACAAGAAGAAGCCUGAGGAGCCCACCAGCUCACGGGUCCCCAGAGAGUAUGUCGCAACGCCCUCUGCCCCCAAAGCGCCCCCGCACCCUGCGAAGAAGGUCCCAAAGGAAGAAAAGAAACAACCCAAGAAACCUUCUGCCUUCCCCAGCAAGGGCCCCACUUUCGGAGCCCCAGAGCAGCUAGUGGAUCUGAAACAAGCUGGCCUCAAUGCUGCAGCCCCAGUCUUGCCCGUGCAGCCUAACCCGAGUGUUCUCAAGGCCAAGAUUCUGGAGGCCUUCUUGGUGAAGACCAGAGCCGAGCUUCUGGAGUAUGCUGCUAAGGUCAUCCUGGACUACAACACCGCACACAUCAUGGUGGCCCUGUCAGAGAACUACACUGUCGCGUCCGCCGUGGACACAGUGCAGAAGUACCGCCCGCACCCACAGAGGUUCCUGUACGAGUGCCCGCAGGUGCUGGGCCUGCACUGCUACAAGAAGGGUGUCCACUACUGGGAGGUGGAGCUGCACAAGAGCAACUUCUGCGGGGUGGGCGUCUGCUACGGCAGCAUGGCACGCCAGGGCGCGCCGGGCCGCCUGGGCCGCAACAGCAGCUCCUGGUGCGUGGAGUGGUUCAACACGGAGAUCUCCACCUGGCACAACAACGUGAAGAAAACCCUGCCCCCGACCAAGGCCACCCGGGUGGGCGUGCUCCUCAACUGCGACCACGGCUUCGUCAUCUUCUUCGCGGUGAUGGAGAAGACCCACGUGCUGUAUAAGUACCGGGUGGACUUCGAGGAGGCGCUGUACCCUGCCUUCUGGGUCUUCUCCGCCGGCACCUCCAUCUCCAUCUGCUCCAACAAGAACUGA
Sorex araneus (European shrew) is the source of this 1954-nucleotide messenger RNA. It is a transcript of the gene TRIM25, whose product is annotated as tripartite motif containing 25. Lineage: Eukaryota; Metazoa; Chordata; Mammalia; Eulipotyphla; Soricidae. The transcript is spliced from 9 exons. Gene Ontology annotation, molecular function: protein binding. The record is from RefSeq and is a predicted model, not a curated record. Bases 50 to 1954 code for a protein of 634 amino acids.